Parastagonospora nodorum SN15 is the source of this 3249-nucleotide messenger RNA. RefSeq lists its product as hypothetical. The transcript has a single exon. Gene Ontology annotation, biological process: protein secretion. Bases 1 to 3249 code for a protein of 1082 amino acids. The record is from RefSeq and is a predicted model, not a curated record. NCBI's taxonomy places the organism in Eukaryota, Fungi, Ascomycota, Dothideomycetes, Pleosporales, Phaeosphaeriaceae.
AUGGGAGCGGUCGAAGAUGCCAUCGACGCGGCUGCAGACUUUGUUGGGCCGUUGAUAGACCGAAAAGGACACAAGCUCGAGGCCGGAAACACAUUCGAGGCCAAAACCCUUGUACCGCAAGCGCUUUCGCAUCUCCACGCCAUCAACGCCGCUGACCUAGCGGCGGACCCAGAUGCUCCGUACGAUGCAUCUCUUGCCGGGAUAGUCUACGGUCUGCUAGAUGUCAUCAUACUGUUUGGCGUCUUGCCUCAUCUAUCACCUGGUGUAUCGUUCAGCCAACGUCCGCGAUCGGUCCUGGCAGCUACUUGCGCUGUCGCGCAUGAGAAAGAUGUGAACCAGCUCUCUAAGGCCAUCUGGGGGCUCCUGCCAAUAUUAGAACAGGAAGGACUUGGCGUACAACCACUCCUCAGCCAAAGGAUCCUACCUGACAUUAUUUCUGCAAUCGUGGAACUGGCGUUCUCUCCUUCACUUCGCAAACAUCAUCUUGAUUUCGGUGAUAUCUAUCAGAAGGUCAUUGAGAGAACACCGACCUCGCGUCUUCUUCCUAUCCUGACGACCUUUCUCCAGCAACCUCUUCCGAUCUGGGCGAAACCGGCAUUGUCCAGAGAAUUGGCGCUGGUUCCACUGCGCCGGCGAGGCAUUCGCCAUACGAUUGAGUUUCUUUCUCUUUCAUAUUUGUCGAAGAACUCCCGGAUACCACAAGACGCAUCCGGUUCCAUGUCGCAAAUUCCUAUCCCAAUAGAAGCCGUUAGACAGGCAUCACGAUUGCUUGUCUUGCCACCCAGUGGUAUUGAACAAGAUGAGUGGCUACGCCAGCUUGUAUCUCAGUUCUGGGCAUUGUUGGACGGCGAUGAAGGUGCAGACAUGAGCCGAGCCGCUGGCCAAAUAAUCGCAGAAGGUAUCUUGAGCAAAAGGGCAACCGGUGCUCCAGAUAGUGUCGGGUGGCAGCUGUUUGCUCAGCCUAUCCUUGCAGAAAUAUCACCUGGAUCAUCCAAACACGACCCGCUAAAGAAGACGCACCAUGGACGUGUACUUGUGCAAGAACAUGAUCUUGAGAUAGCAUUGAAAAGGUUGUCCACCAUUGCGCUAGCCUGUUCCCAUGCCGGUCUCUUGAAGAGGCUGGUCGGCCCUCUUUUGUUGAAUGUGUGGACAUUGUUGAAUCAUGCCAAUGAAAGAUCUGCGCUGGACAAGAAAUGGAGUAUGUUGUCAAGAAGUAUUCUUCUCCGAUUUAUGGCCAUAUCCUGCGACGCGGUCUACAUCGACAAGAUUGCUACAAACAUCUUUUGGGAUGGAGACACAAAUUGGACGUACGAACCUGGCUCUAACGGAGGCAUUGAGAUCCGCCUGCGAAGUGACAACAACCAUGGCACUACUGAGAUGGAUAGCAUCCUCAUGCGCCUUGGUGGCCUUGAUGGAAGGAUUGGUGUCCUUGUUGAUCUAAUUGCAGAUGCAAAGAUGCCCGAUGCCACUGUUGGGUCGAUCUUCCUGCAGGCUACGAAGCGGUGGCUGACUCCUCCACCACAACUUCCUGCAACAUCCUUGACGGACGAUCUCGACACUGAUCCUUUUGCUGCCCUGGCUGAUGCAAAGUUAUCUGAGGCUAUGGGAAAAAGGUUUAGAGAUCAACUUGCUCGCAGUCCCCAGCACAUCAUGGAGCUCAUGGGUCAAGUGCUGACCAACUUCAUGGUUGAGCACCAGACUAAGGUGCGAACACUUGCGAAACAGGGUAAAGUGAGCCGAGCCAAUAUGCAAAACCUGAUAAAAACGACUAUGAAAGAUGAUCGCGGCAAGAAGAUUUCCGGCGACGAUACUAUGGAAGAAGAGCUCGUUGCUUUUGCAAUGAGCAUCCUGAGCACGCUCAUUGGGUCAGCCGGCUUCGCGCAGACACCACAGACACAAUCGAUACUAGCAUCAAUCAUCACACCGCUCGUAUACGUAUCACAACAUCAAGCUGAACGUUCGAUGUCGCCACACAUCAUAAAUGCUGCAAAUCAGCUACUUCAGCUUGUACAGCCAUCUUCUAUUGCCCUACAGACCGAAGAUGACGAUCCACUUGGCAGCCACCGCGCGACAUUAAGGGCCGUCCUGACUGACAUCAAUUCGCCUGAGCCUCCGAAUCGUACUUGGGCAUUGAAUACGCUCCGUAAGCUCAUCGGGGACCCUGUCGCGUUUCCGGUUGUAGAUAUUCCUUCAAUGGCUCACUUUCUUCUUUCCGCCUCCGUCGCGGACCCAGAGUCCUAUGUCCACAUUUCUGCUAUGCCUGUACUCGUCGACCUUGCGGUCCGCGCGCCCAAUCCCGUAGUCGGCAUUGUAGUUGAUGCAUUCGUUGACAUCGACGAAAAGUCAUUGGAACUCCGCCGGGGGAAACAAACAGAGGAGAAAGAGAGGGAAACUCAAGAGGCACUCGACUACCGUUUGCGCAUUGGCGAAGUACUGAGCAACUUUGUUUUGGACGACACAUUUUUCGAUUCACCAGACGAUACGUUCAUGCGCUAUAGAUGUAUAAAGCAAAUAUGCGAAGCGUGCUUAUCUCUAUCAAGCCGUCGCGGUAAGCGCACGCAAACGCUGCAGACUCGUACGCAAAUCGCACAAGCAGAGAACGAAACGCAAACGGAGGCGGAGGCAGCAUGGGGCGGACCGAUACCGAACUUGCUUGAUCCCGAGGGCGAAAAUUCCGAAGACCAGGCAGACCGAGAUGCGUUGAUUAAAAUUGUAAAGGGAUGGGAGGAUACCGGGAUCGAAGAAGAUGUGCGGAUCCGUGCUUCGGCCCUGAGCGUGCUAUCAACUAUUCUCGAACACCGUAUCACGUUCUUGCGCCAGGCUACAGCUGAUGCAGCACUACAGAUGGUGCUGUUGAUUAUCACAAUGGAGACUUCGGAGACAAAGGCCAUCCUGCGACGUGCUGCGAUCAUGGUUGUUAUGGGGCUAUUACGGGGCCUUGACGGCAAACUCGAAGCUGAUCAGGAAGCUGAAAUUGGAUUUGACAUGACGCAGCAGAGCGAAGUAGAGAGAGUGCUGGAAUGGGUCAGGGAAGAAGACGCGGACUCCCUGGUGCGGGACCACGCAGCUAGCGUAUUGGAAGGACUGGAGACGUGGCGCAUGAAGAAGCUAUAUCAAGUCAGGGAUCAAGGAUUGGGACUCGGAGGUAAUCUCAACCUCGAGGGACCUUUAAGAGGGUUGACUGUGCAGCCAGGUCUGGGUACAGAGAGGGACGAGCGAAGAAAGUUGAUCGUGGAGGAACUUGAGUAG